AUGUAUCAAUCGAACACAGUUUCAAUAUUAAAUGAGGAAUACUCAAAUAUACGAAAGUUUUUUAACAAAUCGAAUAUAUUUAUAACGGGUGGAACCGGAUUUUUGGGAAAGAUCUUAAUAAACAAACUACUUGCAUCGUGCCCUGCUUUAAAUACAAUAUAUUUGCUGGUACGUACUAAAAAUAACGAAAGUGUAGAUGCUCGAUUGGAUGAAAUGUUUGCGGAUCCGGUGUUUGAAAGCCUUAAACAAGUUUCUACAAAGUAUACUUUGCACUUAAAAGCGAUUGCAGGCGAUUGUCUGAAGCCUGGCUUGGGAUUAAACAGUAAUGAUCGUCAAUUAUUAAUAGACCACGUUGACGUUGUGUUUCACAUGGCUGCGACUGUUCGAUUUGAUGAGAAACUGAAAAGCGCUGUUAAAAUAAAUGUUCACGGUACAUAUGAUAUAAUGCAACUCUGCAAGGAAAUGAAAAAGCUGAAAAGUGUUGUCCACGUAUCCACGGCGUACACACAUUGCCCUCGAAGAACGAUUGAAGAAAAGUUAUAUUCGACCCAGAAUAAUCCCAAAAGUCUAAUGCUAAUGGCUGAGUAUAUACCCGAUAAGCUCUUGGAUUAUGUAACAUCCAUUCUCCUGGGAAAAUGGCCGAAUACGUACACCUUUACAAAAGCCGUUGCUGAGGACGUCAUUCGAGUUUACACUGGUAUACUUCCUGUUGGCGUAUUUCGUCCUGGUAUUGUAAUAUCGACUUAUCAAGAACCAGUGAGUGGCUGGAUAGAUAACUUUUAUGGGCCAACUGGAGCAAUAGCCGGAGCAGGCACUGGGUUGAUACGCACAUUACAGUGCAAUCCAAAAGCCCUAGCGAACAUGGUUCCAGUGGACUUCUGCGUAAACAGCAUGAUAGCUGCUUCAUGGGAUAUAUAUGAAAGGCACAAUGCUAAAAAAUUUUUGGCAGAUAUACCGGUGUAUAACUUUUGCACACCCAACGAGAAUCAGUUAACUUGGGGCGAAUUCACAACAAAGAAUACAAAAUAUGGUCUAAUGUACCCAACAUCAAAAGCAAUUUGGUAUCUGUGCUAUUCGAAUGCCACUAACAAAGUAUCCCAUAUGCUUUCAAUAUGUUUUCUCCAUUAUUUACCUGCGCUUUUCAUUGACUUUCUUUGUUUGUGCAUUGGAAAAGAGCCACGAUUACUUAAUACUUAUAAGAAGAUACAUAAAUUCAUAAAUGUGAUUUCCCAUUUCUCCACUCGUGAUUGGGACUUUCAUAUUGAUAAUGUUCAGAGCCUUUGGAGUCGAAUGUCGAGCAUUGAUAAGACCGAAUUCUUCUUUGAUAUGCGCCAAUUGGAUUGGGAUUUUUAUCUUCAGCAAUAUUUUCGUGGCAUACGCAAGUACUUGUUAAAAGAUCCAUUGGAAACCAUACCAAAAGCAUUAGUUAAAUGGAAUCGUUUGUAUUGGCAGCAUCAAAUCCUUAAAGCUAUCAUUUACUUAAUUCUAAUGAUUAUAGUCUGGACGUUCUUGAAGAACUAAAAAAAGAGCAUGAAGCAUUAAAACCUA
Drosophila arizonae is the source of this 1548-nucleotide messenger RNA. RefSeq names its product fatty acyl-CoA reductase wat-like. NCBI's taxonomy places the organism in Eukaryota, Metazoa, Arthropoda, Insecta, Diptera, Drosophilidae. Gene Ontology annotation, biological process: long-chain fatty-acyl-CoA metabolic process. The record is from RefSeq and is a predicted model, not a curated record. Gene Ontology annotation, molecular function: alcohol-forming very long-chain fatty acyl-CoA reductase (NADP+) activity. Gene Ontology annotation, cellular component: peroxisome.